Cuscuta campestris is the source of this 925-nucleotide messenger RNA. NCBI's taxonomy places the organism in Eukaryota, Viridiplantae, Streptophyta, Magnoliopsida, Solanales, Convolvulaceae. The record is from the annotation of a GenBank genome assembly.
AUUGAUGUUGUGGUGUCACCAGAUCCCUCCACCACCCCGGGAGCAUUCAAGUCCAUAGCUGAAGCCCCGAUGAGAGCCCCGCUGCUGCCCGCUCGAUUCGGAAUUCACGUAAUGGCCGGGAUGUACGAAGAGUACGUCACAAUGAGCAAGAGCAACGUCACCUUGUUCGGAGCUGGCAUUGGGAACACCAUCAUCACCGGAAGGCAUAAUCAUAAUGACGGCUUCACCACCUCUUUCUCCGCCUCCCUCAUUGUGGUGGGAGAAGGGUUCAUUGGUGCAUAUAUGACGGUGCGGAACGAGGCGGGCACGAAUAAGAACCAGGCCGUGGCGAUGAGGGCGAGCGCCAACCACGCCGCCUUCUACAGGUGCAACUUCGAAGGCUACCAAGACACCCUCUACCCUGAAGAGGGGAAUCAGUUCUACAAGGAAUGCCAGAUCUACGGCACCAUCGACUUUUCCAAUGUAGGACCAUUGGUCGGCGGCGAAGACGGAGGCGGGGGCACACUAGUAGUAGUAGUAGCUGAUCCUCCUUGGGAUGAUGAUCCCAUGGCACCGGCGACCACGUUUGACGACGACGACGACAUCAUUGUAGGAACGUAGGUAGUUUAUAGUAGGGAGAAUUGGAUUGGAUUGUAUGCUUUGUAUAUCCAUUAGGUUGCAGUCCGUAUUUGAUGGUUUCUCCCAUGCAUGCAUCGUCUCUAUUUAAAUGGAUUGGAUUGUACAAUACCCUAUUGUCAUGCAUGCUUAUCCCUUUUUUACUUGAGAAAUUUACUUAAAUAGGACUAAAAUAUAAUAGGGUACUGUACAAUCCAAUCCAUAUAGGUCCUUUGGUCAUUAUUCAAGUAAAUGACCAUCAUUACUAGACAUUAUUCUUCCCACAAGACAUUAUUUAAUCUUAUUUAGGGAAUAAAAAAGUUUAAAUCCU